Molecule: messenger RNA, 5702 nt
Organism: Pelodiscus sinensis (Chinese soft-shelled turtle)
Lineage: Eukaryota; Metazoa; Chordata; Testudines; Trionychidae
Gene: USP35
Product: ubiquitin specific peptidase 35
Biological process (GO): ubiquitin-dependent protein catabolic process; protein deubiquitination
Cellular component (GO): nucleus; cytosol
Molecular function (GO): cysteine-type deubiquitinase activity
Source: RefSeq, a predicted model, not a curated record
UAAAUAUCUGAAAUUAACAAUUUUUAAAAUCCUAGAACCAUCACCGGAUAAGGGUGAUGCUUAAUAGUUAACCAGUGACAUCCCUAAUCCCAAUCAGAACAACUAAAGACAGGUUUCAUUUAUUGUCUCAGAAGUGAUAACUAUAAAAACAGGUAUAGCACUGGAAAAAAUGCUCCCACAGUGCCACAUCAUAGAAAAGUGCAGCCCUGUUAAAUAGCCUUCCUCCAUCUGGGGCAAUAGUUCUCAAUUUACAUUUGUGGGCAGCAUCCAAUACUACCUGUAUGGCUCAUUCAGGCUGUCACACAGGACACAGCUCCACACUGACUGGUCUGCAGGUUAAGAACCACUGAUCUAGGGGUUUGAUAGCUUAGGAAAAGUCAUCAGUAUCUGUAGCAAAAUCCUAAAAAUGUUGAAACUUAGAUGUAAAAUUCAGCGUCACUUUCAUGGGUGACAGAUAAGACCAUAGUAAUGCACAAAGUAAUGCAAGCUGUACCGGACCCUGAUCUUUGAAAAAGACUUUUGACUCUCAGGUGAGCUGAUGGCUGGCCCCUCCAACAGCACAAAGAAAGUAUGAGGCUGCUAACCUUUGCUAAUUUGAGCACAAGAGAAGACAAUCAUUUAUGGAUUACUUGGGGGGAGAGGUAGUCUCACAGCAAACAAACUAGCAAGCCAGCUAACCUCAUUAACAAGGGCCCUGUUCUCCGGGUGUAAGGUUGCUGCUGCACUCAACUCACUAUGAAGACCCAUUUCACUGACCCUGACUCCUGGCAGGAGCCCCACCACAGAUUCCACAUUCCAGAACAGUGGUGUGGUAAGUCUGGCACUCAAUCCUGCCACCAGAAAUAGAUUUGAUGUCCCAGCUCAAUGCUGGAAGGGAGUGGAGCUCUAUGUCACGUAUCCCCUGCAAGUAGCCCCUUGCCAACCUGAUGAGAAGGUGCCACCUAGAGUGUCCAGGUAUUCAGUUUCUGAGUGAAACACCCCGUCAAAAAGGGUCACAGGCAGCUCUGGUCAGAAAUGUCAAUGAAGCCCUUAAAAGUCACAGUGCUGUAGGGCUAAGGCAGGCUUGUCACCACCUGUGUUGGCACCAUGCUGUGCUCCAGAAGCAGCCAGCAGAUCUGGCUCUUAAGUACAGGAGCCACAGGGCACAGGCUCUGAGCAUUAGCUCUGCAUAAUAAUUGGUUGGUUCCUGGCCAAUGGGAGCUGGGGGGACACUGCCUGUGGGCCACAGUAAUACAUAGAACCUUCCUCCACCAUUUAGGCAUUGGACCUGUUGGCCACUUCCAGGGUACAGCAUAGUGCCAGGACAGGAGGCAACCAGCCUGCUGCCCUGCAGAACUAACGCGCAGGAGCCACCCCAGAGUCUGAAAGCAGAGAUGGACAAGAUACUAGAAGCGGUGAUGAUGUCUUCAUAUCCCAACAACGUGAAACAAGGGCUAGUGAGACGCGUCAUAGAAGCAAUAAAGCAGCCCAUGGACAGUGAGCAGUGCUGGUCCAUGCUAGAACUCUCCACCAAGCUCUAUCUCAUGGGUGACACCAAGUUUAAGAGAGAGAUUGGCAAAGAGAUUUUAGAAGUUUAUGGUCACUACCACCUGGAGGAGUUUGAGGAGUUCUUCAAUGUCCGAUUCCUCCUGAGUCUUCUCCAGGAAGGUUAUGGGCCUGCGGGGAAAAGGAGCUUUUAUGUGCUAGAUUACAUUCACUUGGGACUGCAGUUCAUCUUGGAGAGCCCAUCAGCUAGUGACAUUUUCAGCCUGUUGAGGAUUGAAGUGCUCCGCAAAGUCUGCGAGCGACCUGGGCCCAAGCAGUGUGUGAAGAUCUGUAAGCUCUUAUCCCAGCAUCCUCAGUGUGUCCCCACCGGCAAGCACCAGAUUUUGUUUUGCCAGCAGCUAAUACGGUGCAUUGGGCAGUUCCAGUGCAUCUCGGAGGGAGAAGAUGACAUCAUGGAGUUUCUGGACCAUGUGAACAAAGUGAGCGGAUUGCUGCAGAAGAUCUGGAAAGCUCAGACUAAUUCUAUUCUACCAUCCCUGAAGGAGCUUUUUACGAUCAUUUCUUCGACAGAGGAGCAGGAAACCCCCUCGAAUGCCUUGGCCAGCGUGGUUCAGUAUGUUCCACUGGAGCUCAUGGACGGUGUCAUAAGAAACUUAACCAACGAUGACAGCAUAACGGAUGUGCAGAUGAUGAUGGCCAUCAGUAGGAUGAUUGACUGGGUCUCUUGGCCCCUAGGGAAGAACAUAGACAAAUGGAUCAUUGCGCUACUGAAGGGUUUGGCUGCAGUGAAAAAGUUCAGCAUCUUGAUUGAAGUCACUCUUCUGAAAAUUGAAAAGGUCUUUUCCAAGUUGCUGUACCCCAUUGUGAGGGAGGGAGCACUGUCCGUUCUGCUGUACAUGCUGCUGAGUUUCCAGCACUCCCACGAAGCAUUCCACUUGCUUCUUCCCCACAUUCCCAGACUGGUGACCUCUCUGAACAAGGAAGACUCCAACUCAGCCACAUGCUGCCUGGAACAGCUGGCUGAGCUGAUCCACUGUAUGUUCUUCCGGUUUUCAGGAUUUCCAGAUCUCUAUGAGCCGGUUAUGGAAGCAAUUCAAGCUCUUCCAAUUCCAAAUGAGGAUCGAAUUAAACAUUUACUGGGACAAAAUGCUUGGACCUCCCAGAAGAAUGAGCUGGCCUGUUUCUACCCACGUCUAGCUUCCAAAUCUGACACAGGGAAGAUUGGGUUAAUUAACCUGGGUAACACCUGCUACAUGAACAGCAUCAUUCAGGCUCUUUUCAUGGCCUCAGAUUUUAGGCAUUCAGUGCUGAAUUUAACCGAAAGCAAUUCUCAACCCUUGAUGACAAAGCUCCAGUGGCUCUUUGCAUUUCUGGAGCACAGUCAGCGACCUGCGAUCUCACCGGAAAGCUUCCUCUCUGCAUCCUGGCCUCCUUGGUUUAGCCCGGGAGCUCAGCAGGAUUGUUCCGAAUACCUGAAAUACCUGCUGGAUCGGCUACACGAAGAAGAGAAAACUGGAAAAAGAAUUUAUCAAAAGCUCAAAGAGUCCAACUUGAUGUCUCAGGCUGAGGAGCACCACUACUUAAACAAGACAUUAAUUGAGAAAAUGUUUGGGGGUAAGAUGACGACAAAAAUCCGCUGCCUGAAGUGCCUGAAUGUCUCCUCCCGAGAAGAAGCCUUCACAGACCUGUCCUUGGCUUUCCCCCCAUCCAACAGACACAUGCAUAGGCAGAGCCAUGCAACAGUUUUACCAGUGGAAGAAAUUGGUCCACAGAUAAUUGAGCCAUCCAUACAGCCACAGAAUCAGGUAGUAGAAUCUCCAAGGAGGCAAAGGAAGCAUCCUGUGUCUGGAGAACAUCCCAUCCAUCUCUUGCCAGUAGAAACAGUAGGGUUCCAGAAACCAGAGGGAGAAGAGACUCCUUUCAGCUUGACACCCAACAGAGAUCCCAUCCAUGCAGAGGCAGUGAAAGACCCGCUGCUGGCUUUUGGAGAGCAGACCUGUGGCUCCGACUCCUCCAGAUCUGUUCCAGAUUUGAUCAACUAUUUCUUAUCACCAGAGGUGCUGACGUCCGAGAAUAAAUAUCACUGUGAGAAGUGCGCUUCCCUGCAAGAUGCGGAGAAAGUGGCUGAGCUGACAGAGGGGCCGCACUACCUCAUCCUAACCCUUCUUAGGUUCUCCUUCGACCUGAGGACCAUGAGGAGGAAGAAGAUCCUGGAUAAUGUCUCAAUUCCACUGGUGCUGAAGUUGCCAGUCCUGGUUGCUUCGGAGGAAUCAGGUGAAGUUUGCCAGAACAGGAAAGACAGGGCCGCCUCAUGCAGUGGAUUUGUGUCCAUGGUGUAUGAUCUCUGUAGUGUGGUGGUCCAUUCCGGUGUCUCCUCAGAGAGUGGCCACUACUAUUGCUAUGCCAGAGAGUGUGCCAGCACUAGUGCCAGAAGCCAGCCAAGUGAUGGGGCACAGGAAAGUGCCUCAGACAAGCAAUUGGACUUUGAAAUCCAGUGGUACCUCUUCAACGACACCAGGGUGUCCUUUUCCUCCUUCGAAUCAGUCAGCAAUGUGACGUCUUUCUUCCCCAAAGACACUGCCUAUGUGCUCUUCUACAGGCAACGGCCAGGCAAGCAGAGCUGUGCUGUGCACAAGGCUAGUUCCGAGGCGGUCCGGCUGCACGGCGAGCCUUCUCCCAGUAAAGACUUGAUGGAAGCCAUUUCCAAAGAUAACAUCCUGUAUUUGCAGGAGCAAGAAAAGGAAGCAAGGAACAGAGCAGCCUACAUUUCAACCUUGCCCAAAUCCCCUCUAUGGUGGAGAGAUUUUGACAGGGACAAGGAUGACGAAGGCUCUUCUGGGGGCUGCGGUCCAGCUGCUGGAGGCGGAGGCUCAGGCUCAUUUCAUGGGCUGGUCUUCUAAAGGUGCCACUGAACACAAGCUCUGACUGACUAUAACCAACAAGCCCUCAUUUCUAACGGAGCUGCAGGGCUCAUAGAGGACAGAAUCUCCUCUCAUUUCCUUUGAAGUCAGUGUUACCAGGGGCAGGAGCUUGGCCCUGAAUCCUGGCUAAGUGAAAGGUCUCGCUGCUGAUGCAGGGAACGCAUUGCUGGCGGGGGUUAAAUCACUAUCCUAUGGAGAUUCCCACUGCUUUCUAUGCACUUGGUUUGAACGCCUUAAAAUAAUAUUACUAGCUGCUAAGCUCUGCGGAGACAAGAUACGGGUGGAGAACUGAGAGAAGUGCCACUUUGCUUAACUGUCGCAUUAUUUUGCCUGCUGGGUGAACUGUUGAUCAAGACGGGGGCAGAGAGAGGUGCCAGGAAACAGGACUUUUUUGGACGAGACGAAGUGCAGUGCCAGUGGCCCAAAUGAGGAGCCCAAAUCUUCCACACACAAAUGGGGUCUAUGGUCUAGAUUUUCCAGAAGGGGCUAGUGAUUUUCAGAUGCCUCAGGCUUUGGAUUCUCAGCUUGCCAUACACCAAAGGGGUCUGAUUUCCAGAAAGUAUUGAGUACCUGGUGUCACGGGUCCGUACUCGUAAUUUAUGCAAAUUACACCCUUUAUUUAGUUAUACAUUUCCCCACACCCAAUUCCCGCAUAGUCCAGAGCCAAAAUGCUGGCAGAUCACCCCGGGUCCAGCCGAUCGCCGUGACUGGGCCCUGUGGGUCGCCUUCGGAUGGCGGAGAGGGAGGCCCGGGCCCACGCACUCUCCCAGGCCCUGGCCCAGGGCCCUGACACAGGGAGCUAAACUCCCUACUGUAGCAAACGGGGGUGUUGCCCCUAAACACGUUUGCUCGCGGGUUCCAUGACCCCACCCUGGGCCACUGCUCAGCUCCGCCCCCCAGACUCAGGUCUCGGGUAUCUAGCGCGCUCGUUGCGCCCCCUGCUCUUGGGUUCCCCCGAACCUCCUCCUCUUGUGUCUCCCUCUCCCCACACCGCUGCUCCUGCUCCUCAUCCUCCCCUUCUGCCCAGCCGUCCUUCUUUUAUGACCCGACAUGGGCUCCCUCAGGUGAUGUUCACUCCCUCCUCGGCCUUAACCCCUCCCCUACGGGAUUUUCUCGGCGCCCGGCUGACGUCACACGCCCAGAGGGUGUGACGUCAUCCUCCUGUGCCGGGCCCAGGAUGGCUUGCAGGGUCCAUGCUCCCUGCGCGGCUCCUCCUCCUUCCCCAUCUGGCGUCUCCGGAGCCGGGCCCGCCGCCUUCCCUGCGGCACGGACGCAGGCGCUUUCGCUGGUGCGGGG